Messenger RNA from Caretta caretta (loggerhead turtle), 3082 nucleotides. The record is from RefSeq and is a predicted model, not a curated record. Lineage: Eukaryota; Metazoa; Chordata; Testudines; Cheloniidae.
GUCCUCGCCACGGGCCUCAGCGCCCUGUACUCCCUCUCUGCCCCGCAAGAUCGAGGUGCGGGCGGACGACUGGCACAGCCUGCGUCGCGAGGACUGGAUGGGUGUGCCCGCGCUUGUCCUCUUCAUGAACUCGCUGGAGUUCUGCAACGCCGUCCUCCCAGCCUGCCCUGCCCGCCCCGAGAUCCCCCAUCCUGCCCGCCAGGGGCUGCCCAGCACCGUGCCCGGCACAGCCUGCCCUGCCCGCCCCGAGAUCCCCCCAUCCUGCCCCCCCGGGGGCUGCCCAGCUCCGUGCCCGGCACAGCCUGCCCUGCCCGCCCCGAGAUCCCCCAUCCUGCCCGCCGGGGGCUGCCCAGCACCGUGCCCGGCACAGCCUGCCCUGCCCGCCCCGAGAUCCCCCAUCCUGCCCCCCGGGGGCUGCCCAGCUCCGUGCCCGGCACAGCCUGUCCUGCCCGUCCCGAGAUCCCCCAUCCUGCCCCCCGGGGGCUGCCCAGCACCGUGCCCGGCACAGCCUGCCCUGCCCGCCCCGAGAUCCCGCAUUCUGCCCCCCGGGGGCUGCCCAGCUCCGUGCCCGGCACAGCCUGCCCUGCCCGCCCCGAGAUCCCGCAUUCUGCCCCCCGGGGGCUGCCCAGCUCCGUGCCCGGCACAGCCUGUCCUGCCCGCCCCGAGAUCCCCCAUCCUGCCCGCUGGGGGCUGCCCAGCACCGCCCUCUGCCACGCUGCGCCCUUCUCCUGGUGUGGAGUGGAGGCUGCAGCCUGGAUCGCAGUGUCUGGCUGCACUGGGAGGGACCCAGGUGUCCUGCAGCCCCUGCUGCGGCCGGGCGCCCACGCUGAGCUCUGUGCUCUUGCAGGUGGCCCACCCGCUGGUGCAGAAGCAGCUGGUGAAUUACGUCCACAACGGCUUCCUGGUGCCCGUCCUGGGCCCGGCCCUGCACAAGGCGGCGGUGGAGGAGCUGGUGGCCAGCACGGCGUACCUGGAGCUGUUCCUGCGCAGCGUCAGCGACCCGGCCCUGCUCCGAACCUUCCUCCGCUUUCUCCUGCUUCACCGGCACGACCAUAGCACCAUCCUCGACACGCUCGUCGCCCGCAUCGCCGCCAACUCCCGGCUCUGCAUGGUGUCUCUGAGCCUCUUCCGCACUCUGCUCAACCUGAACUGCGAGGACGUGAUGCUGCAGCUGGUGCUCAGGUACCUGAUCCCCUGCAGCCACGUCAUGCUGAGCCAGAAGCGGGCGGUGAAGGACCUGGACAUCUACGGCAAGUCGGCCGACAAGUUCCUGUCGCUAAUCCCGCGGUGCUGCCGGGCCGAGAGCCUGCCCGCGCCCGACCGGGAGGAGGAGCACGCCACCUGGGCCAAAGCCCACGGGAGCCCCACCGUGGACACCUCCUCCGUGGUCACCGUGCCCAAGCCCUCCACGCCGUCCCGUCUCGCCUUCUUCAUGCGCCAGCAGAGCUGCAGCUCGGAGGCGGGGAGCCCGGCGCCCCGCUCGCCCGGCCUGGCCACGCCCGGCGGGAGCCCCUGCCACCGCCCGGCCAGGUGGGAGGAGGUGGCGGAGCUGGACGGGAACUACCUGGAGUACCUGCGGGAUGCGCAGCUCGGCGUGGAGCAGUGCGUGCGGGCCUGCCGCGUCUGGUCGGCCCCCUAUGACGGGGAGCGGCCGAGUGCCGCCAGCCUGGCCCCCUCCCAGCCCGCCGGCCCCCCGGGCCCCGCCACCCCGCGCACGAAGAAGAGGGGCCUGGCAGAGGAGAGGGUGGGGCUGGCCGGGGCCCCCAGCAGCAGUGAGCCCAGCGCUGGCCCCUCCACGCCCGACGUCGAGGACUCAACCCCGCUCCUCAACGGGGCCCCUAGGGUGGAGUCGAGCCGGGCCGGCAGGCCAGCCGGGGCCGUGGCGGUGAAGAAGGUGCGCCGGGGUCCCCCCUCUGCCAGCUCGGAGCGGAGAGGGCUCAAGGCCGAGGCGGAGAACGGCUCCCCCACCGCCCCGGCCCCGGCUCCGGCCCCGGCCUGGGAGCAGCCGUCCGUGGACUCCCUGAUCGACGAGCUGCUGGCCCGGGCCCCCAGCGAGCCCAACGGCGCCAGCCUGAGCAUCGAGAGCUUCUCGCGGGAGCUGCGGGAGCUGGAGGCUGAGCUGCAGAGCGGAGCUGAGCAGCCCCCCACCUCGCCCGCCGAGCCCCUCUCCCAGGAGGAGGAGGAGGCCUACGAGCGGUUCGCCUCGCCCCCCGAGCGCCCGGUUCUGGCCGCCUCCGGGGGGGCCCCGGGCCCCCGGGCCCAACUCGUCAGCAGCCCCCUGUGUGCCCUAGGACAGCCGCCCAGCCAGCCCUUCACAGGUCCCUUCGUGGCCGUGCUGCUGGCCAAGCUGGAGAACAUGGUGCAGAACUCGCUGUAUGUGAACGUGCUGGUGACGGGGCUGGUGGCCCGACUCGCCUGCUACCCGCAGCCCCUGCUCCGCUCCUUCCUGCUCAACACCAACAUGGUUUUCCAGCCCAGCGUCAAGUCCCUGCUGCAGGUCCUGGGCUCGGUGAAGAACAAGAUCGAGAGCUUCGCCGCCAGGCAGGAGGACUUCCCCACCCUGCUCUUCAAAGCCCGCAAGUACCUGCUCGCCCGCGGCCAGCUGGACUGGGCCGACGCCCCGAAUGCCGCGCCUGCCCUGCGCCGCUCGGAGACGCUGGUGAAGAGCCGGAAGCCGUCCAUCGGGGAGCUGAUCCUGCGGCAUGCCAACAGCCCGACGCGGGCGCGGCAGGCGGCCCAGCUGGCCCUGCAGCAGGUGCGGGAGGCGCCGGUGGGCGCAGAGAAGCAGAGCGAGGCGCUGCGGGUGAGGAACGCCGUGUACAGCGCCGUGAUCUUCAGCGAGUUCCUCAAGGAGCUGGCGGCCAUUGCCCAGGCCCAUGGGGUCACCUCGCCCUUCCUGCUGGAGCCUGAGGAGUGAGGGGCGCUGGGCCGCACCCCCUGCCCACCGGCCCCGUCCUCCCGCUGGCCGGGCGCUGCCGGGACUCGCCUUUUUAACCUGCCCUCGGGACACGGACCUUAAUUUAUUGGGGGUGCGGGGGGGAGGGAGGGGCUGCACUGUGGAUAAAGGAGAGUGUCCCUCUGA